This is a messenger RNA of Scleropages formosus (Asian bonytongue), 5065 nucleotides long. RefSeq names its product macrophage stimulating 1 receptor a (gene mst1ra). Lineage: Eukaryota; Metazoa; Chordata; Actinopteri; Osteoglossiformes; Osteoglossidae. The transcript has 22 exons. The coding region runs from base 488 to 4582 and encodes 1364 amino acids. The record is from RefSeq and is a predicted model, not a curated record. Gene Ontology annotation, biological process: multicellular organism development; cell surface receptor protein tyrosine kinase signaling pathway; positive regulation of kinase activity. Gene Ontology annotation, molecular function: protein binding; transmembrane receptor protein tyrosine kinase activity; ATP binding. Gene Ontology annotation, cellular component: plasma membrane; signaling receptor complex.
GCGUAACUGUGUAACUUAUCCGGUAAGUUAGUGCGGUAAUGCGAAGAGCAAGCUGUUUGUGUGAAGUUGCGAAGCUCGCCGGCCAGUGGCGCUGCGCAGUCCCGUGGUGCGCGCGCGACUCAGACAGAGAAGUGCGCGAGCGAGCGAGCGAGCGAGCGGUGUCGCGCGGGCACUCCUCAGCUCGCCGACGACGGGUUUUCUGCUCCGCUGGUGGAUUUGUUACAUUUCUGAGGAAAAAAAGCGUGGUUUGACGAAGGAAAUAUAUAACAUUUACACAGAACUGGAGUCGUUCCCUCUAGGGUGUGACUUUGCUGGAGUUGGACAGCACCGACGCGACGGAGGGUUUCGCCAGAGCAAGUUUGUCACGUUUUUACUUCCAUGAAGAAGGGAUACAUUGACAAAUUUUAAGAUGACCUGGAAGAACAGCUGUAUUGGUCCCUUCAGACUAUAGCUGACAACUUUCUCCGAUUGGCUGUUGUCGCUCAGAAUGAAGAUGCUCUACAGAGCCAUGCUGCUGGAAACUUGCAUGUGGAUGUUGACCUUUGUGGGUCUUGGCCUGGGGGCAUGUUCUACAAUGAAAAGCAUGGCUGUAGACUUCACAGUCACUUACCCUAUACCCUACUUCAAGGCAGAGGGUUCUAUACAGAACAUAGUGGCUCACCCAUUCUUCCAAGAGGUCUAUGUGGCCUCUAGGAAUCGGAUCGAGGCUAUAAAUUCCAGCCUGAUUAAGACCUGGGAGCUCUACACUGGCCCUGUGAGGUCUAUAGGUGAUUCUGACAUCAACCUCAAUGUGUCUGAGGAUACUGAUAACCAAGUCUUACUCAUAGAUCCCCAAGAAGAGCCUCCGCAUUUAUAUUCCUGUGGGAGUUCCCAGCAUGGAGUAUGUCACUCCUAUGAACUUCAAGUGGACAGACAACCACCAGCUAUUUCAAAUUACCUUUUUAGAAAGGAGUCUAACUCAGCGGACCUCUGCUUAGACUGCAUAGCCAGUCCUCUCGGCACCAAAGUCACCAUUGUGCAGGAUGGGCACACAUCCUACUUCUAUGUGGCAGCAACCAUUGACGAGCAAAUUGCCAAGAGGUAUGGUAGACAGUCCAUAUCAGUGCGAAGGCCACUGGCAACCAAAGAUGGAUUUGAGCAGCCUGUACCGGGACUGAGUGUUCUACCUGCCCUGCUGAACUCAUACCGCAUCGACUACAUCUACACUUUUACCACAGAGCAAUUUGUGUACUUUGUGUCAGUACAGCGGGAGACACCGGAGCAGAAGCUCUCCCCAUUCCAAACACGCCUUGGCCGUCUACCACGGAGUGACCUGGAGAUAUGGAUGUAUCGGGAGAUAGUUCUGGAGUGUGGCUUCAAGCGCAAGAGGAGGAAGAGAAGCAGGGGAGAUCGUGACAUUCUGUACAAUACAAUUCAGGCAGCACACUUUGCCAAGGCUGGCAAGGAAUUAGCAGGCGAGCUGGGCAUAGAAGCAUCUGAUGAUGUCCUAUAUGGGGUGUUUGCAGUGGCCAGUGCCUCUGGUGAGGUGUACAAUGAAUCUGCACUUUGUGCCUUUCCAAUAAACAGUGUCAACAAAGCCAUUGAGGCUGGUGUAGAGGCUUGCUGUCAGCUGGGCACUAAACGCCUCUCACGGGGCCUGUGCCACUUCCAGUCCUGUAGGAACUGUCCUCAUGAGAGCUUGGAGAACAACACUGCCUGUAAGGACCAGCCCACUAUGGUGUCCAUGCCUUUCAGCAGGUUGGACUUUUUUGAUGGACAGAUGCAGAAUGUCCUGCUAACAUCUUUGCUGGUUACCACCAUUGGGACCAAGACUGUGGCACACAUGGGAACCAAGGAUGGGCGGCUACUUCAGGUGGUUCUAAGAAGAUCAAGCCCAAUUAUCUUUGCCAACUUCUCACUGGCAGAGAACCAGAAGGUGUCCCCAAUAGCAUAUGUUUACUCAGAAGAGUCCCUCCUCUUUGUGGUUGGAAACAAGAUGUUCAGUGUGCCCCCAAAAGGCCCUGGCUGCCGUCACUUCCUUUCAUGUAGCCAUUGUCUGAGCUCCCCCAAAUUCAUGGGGUGUGGUUGGUGUUCUGGAACUUGUUCCUGGGAGGGGGAGUGUGGCCUGGAGUGGAGGAACACAUCCUGUUCACCUGUCAUUACUGAUUUUUUCCCAAAGCUGGCACCUCCCAAUGGCACAACAGAAGUGACCCUCUGUGGCUGGGAAUUUCAGUCUACCUCACAGACCAUUAGCCCAGCAACUCACCAGGUUACAUUGGGAGAGACGGUUUGUGAAGUGCUCCCUCAGAAGAGCAACAGAACUCAGCUGACAUGUAAGAUAGGCACUGGUCCUUCUGACCUGUCUCAGCCUGUACCCAUUACUGUGGAUGUGCAUGAAAAGAACACUGAAGGAUCUUUCUUUAUUGAUGGAAAAGUUCAAAUACAUGGAUUCACCUUUGUGGAGCCGCAGAUCACAAAAGUUGUUCCUGAUUAUGGGCCAUAUGUUGGGGGAACUCUGAUCACAGUGACAGGGCUCUAUCUGAAUGCUGGGAACACGAGGAGAGUCUCUCUCGGUGACAAGCCAUGCCAGAUCAUAAGUGAAUCAGCAGUCAUGGAGAACUUCACGUGCUUGUCACAGCCUGUGCUUUCCCCAAGAGAUGCACCUCUGCAAGUAUUCAUCGAUCAGACCCUGGUGUUCCCCACCAAGAUAUUCAACUAUAAGCAGAAGCCUGUAAUCACAGAUGUCCUCCCAAGGUGCAGCUUCAGGCGUGGAUCCAAGAUUGUCAUUAAAGGCUACCAUCUGGACUCUGUUUAUAAAAGUAUCAUCCAGUUUGAGCCUAGCACCAAAUUUUUUAAAGCUGUUCAAAGAGAGUGUGUGGGCCAAAUGAAUCCAACACAGCUGGAGUGCUGGACCCCUGCUAUCCCUGGAGAUGACUUUUCCGAGGGUACGUUAUCCGUGGAUAUGGAUGGAGCUCGUAGAGUCUGGGAGCAUGAGUUCUCCUACUACCCUAAAGCUGAACCCUUCCACUUUGACCAGGAUGGCAACACUCUGCACCUGCCUUCUACUGCUGAAGAAGUGGCUGUAUCUCACAGCAGACUGAACCAUGUGAGUUCAUGUAUGAAAAUCAUCAUGACAGUGGGAGGAGUGGAAUGUAAUGUUAAAAUCCUGGACAACAAAAUCACCUGCAGGAUCCCUAAGAAUUUGACUGUGCCUAGGGAAGGUCUAACUGUGAGGGUGUCUGUCAAUGGAGAUGUGUAUGACGUGGGCAAGGUGGUAAUUACCCCUCACAAUGGUGUGAUAGGCAUUGUCCUGGGCAUCCUUUUUGCACUGGUUGUGGGAGCCUUGAUGACCUUCCUCAUCAUGAAACAGAUGAGGAAAAAGAAAAAAGCGGAAAUGGUGGAACACCGCCUCUCACAUCCUCUUAACUACAAUCAGAGCACCAGCAGCUCUUCAGACAGGUUGCCUAUGGGGGACUACAGACAUGAACUAUUCCUAAACCCUUCAAGCAUCAUUGCAUCAGGGAGCCUAUCUGGAAUGUCUCAGACCAACAGCUGGGAUACUUCACUUAUCCCACUCAUGCGUCGUGAGAUGAUCUCUAUUUCCUCUCUCCGCCCCGAGCUACUGGAGGAGGUGAAAGAUGUUUUGAUUCCUGAAAAGGCACUCAGUGUGCAUUACCACCAGAUCAUCGGCAGGGGUCACUUUGGGACAGUGUAUCAUGGCUCUUUCACAGAUGAGAACAACCAAAUAAUCCACUGCGCUGUAAAGUCAUUAAACAGGAUCACAGACAUGGAGGAGGUGGAACAGUUCCUGAAGGAGGGCAUCCUGAUGAAAGCAUUUCACCACACCAAUGUGCUCUCCUUGUUGGGCAUCCUGAUGCCCCAAGAAGGGCUCCCUCUUGUUGUGCUGCCCUUCAUGAAACAUGGAGACCUGAGGCAGUUUAUUCGAUGUGAGAAGAGGAAUCCUACUGUAAAGGAUCUCAUUGGAUUUGGGCUGCAGGUGGCCAAGGGCAUGGAGUACUUGGCCCAGAAGAAAUUUGUGCACCGAGACUUGGCAGCAAGGAACUGCAUGCUGGAUGAGUCAUACACGGUGAAGGUGGCAGAUUUUGGCAUGGCCCGGGAUGUCUUUGGCAAAGAGUACUACAGCGUUCACGAUCACAAGAAAGCAAAGCUGCCAGUCAAGUGGAUAGCUGUUGAGAGUUUGCAGACCCAGAAGUUCACAACCAAAUCUGAUGUGUGGUCCUUUGGAGUUUUGAUGUGGGAGCUGCUAACCAGAGGAGCAAGUCCCUACCCUGAUAUUGACCCCUAUGAUAUCAUUCCUUACCUCUGUAAAGGGCGCAGGCUUCUCCAGCCUGAAUUUUGCCCCGACCCCAUGUAUGCGGUCAUGGUCCAGUGUUGGGACCCUGUGCCAGAGAGGAGGCCCACUUUUGCCAGCCUUGUUUCUGACAUCAGCAACAUAUUGGAUGGGCUUGAGGGAGAGCAUUACAUCAGCCUGAAAGUCACCUAUGUCAACCUGGACGUGCCACAUCCAUAUCCUGCUUUCACAGACUCCAGCCACACCUGUGAUUCCCCCACCACCGACAGUUUAUGCUCCAACCCAAUGUGAGUGAUCCACACAGCCACAAUGGUCAUCAGCACCUAACAAGUCCCCCAGUUUUACCACAAAGGAGACAAGAUGUAAUCUUGUUGUUACUGGGACUCGUGUGAUGGCACUUGAGUCUUUUUGCGUGUCAGGUGUGUUCAUGGGAAGGGGGUGAGGCAGCAAAAGUUGCACUGUAAAACAGCUUAAUUUCUGUGAAGAUCAAAUCAAUCCUCAAGAUGUUUUAAGCUUAUCUAUAGUAUAUACUUCUGUACAUGGUGUACUUUUUAUGCUUACAAAAAGUAUUUAGAAUUGAAUGUACUUCUCAAAUUAAAAAUAAUGGUGAACUUUCUUUUACUCCCAUCUUAGCACUCCAUGUAUUUUGAACUGGUGUAUUUUUGAACUGAUGCAGUCUGCUGCAUUUUACUUCCUUAAUUUAAAGCAUUCAAAAAAUGUACUUUUGUCUUUUUACGGCUUUUCGUUCAUUACAUUUAAAAUGUUCAAAUAGCA